AUGAACGGCCUCACCACCCAGGCUGGCUUUCGAAUUGGCCCAAUUGUGCUCGAGACGCUCGUCAAGCACUACUUUGAGCGGUUGAAGCUGAAUUUCAAGGUCUCCUCCGAUAACCCCACAGUCAAGACUGUGUUCCAGCUUCGCCAGGAAGAGUUGCUGUACGAUGAGGCGUUCUCGAUCGUGAAAGCCUUCUUGAAUGCGGCCUGCUACCAUACCGUUGAAGAAAUACAGUCCUUCUCCAACACUCGCACUCCGUCUCCACCCUGGGUCCAUGUUGUCAGAACGCUUGUCCCGCUCUCGUGCUGCGACGAGGCGGCGACUAUUCUCAUCAAGGCGCUUGGCGGAGAAGAGGCCGCCAGGAAAGUGGUCGGUGGAUGUAAAUGGUGGCAAGUCCGGAGUGGUCGGGGGAUCGACGGACAGUGGAUUACCGCGAAGAAGGACUGGCAAGAAGCUAAACGGCGUCACAAACAGCAGAAUGAACAACCACAGCCUGCGCCUGACGACGAGCAUUAUGAAAAACGGAUGGACGAUCUACGCUGCAUUCUCUAUGCACAUGGUGGGGGCUAUUAUUUCGGCUCCGUUGACCAAGAGCGGUACAGCAUCCAGAGGCAUGCUCGGAAAAUAAACGGUCGCGCUUUUGCUAUUAAUUACCGACUCGCUCCACAAUACCCCUUCCCGUGCGCUUUGCAGGAUCUUCUAGCGGCUUACUUAUAUCUAAUCCGGCCACCGCCUGAUGCCGCUCAUCGUCCCGUGAACCCGGCUCACAUUAUCGUUGCCGGAGACUCCGCUGGAGGUGGCUUAACGCUGGCCUUACUCCAAGUUCUUCGAGACAGCGGUCUGCCGUUACCCGCAGGAGGCGUUCUCGUAUCACCUUGGUGCGACCUCAGUCAUUCUUUCCCCAGCAUCCACACCAAUACUGCCACCGAUGUCAUCCCCGAAUAUGGUCUCAGCUUCCAAAAACCGAGUUCCUUGUGGCCUCCUCCCUCUGAAGAUAUGAGCCGGCGGGUGCAUGCUUCCCUGCGGACCUGGAUUCGCAAGACUUUUGCCAGCAGUGAUUCGCGGCCAAUCACACCGCCGCCUCCACCGACAGCAUCGGUCAUUUCUCUUACGGUCCCAGAGGCACCCGUUCACGCAGAUGAACCGCUUGAUAUGGGCGCUACUGCCCCUAUUCCUCUGGACAGCGAGCGGCUGACUCUCACCACCGCUACGGGAGAAGUACUUACCGUCGACCAGCAAGUGCAUUUAUAUACGAAGAACUCGCUUCUUCCCCAUCCGCUCGUUUCUGGUGCUCUAAGCUACCUGGGCGGACUACCUCCACUCCUUAUCAUCGCAAGCGACAAGGAGGUCCUGCGAGACGAGAUUAUUUACACAGCCCAUAAAGCGGCUAAUCCUGACAAAUUUCCUAUCCGAGAGGAAACUCGCGGUCUCUACCCCCCGCUGCAAGGGAUCGAACAAAGGUUUGGACCCACCAAAGUCCAUCUACAGGUCUAUGAUGACACGGCCCAUGUCCUACCUGUCCUUUUUGCUUUUACGACCCCGGGCAAAUUCUGCUUCAGGGCGAUUGCGACGUUUUGUCGGGAGGUGACAGGACUACCUCAUCGUCAGAGCACAGGGGCUUCGACACCCAGGGCGGAGCAUUUCGAUCUCAGUGGACUACCACCACUUCCCCCAUCGCCUCUUCCGCCGGGCAUUAAUGGUCUACCAUCCGACAGCCCUCCCCCGGAGAAGCCUCCGACCGUCCGGCGCUCAAAAUCGCUCUUGACAUCCAAAAGGCUGUCCGUCUUCCGAUCUGCUACUCUUCCACCUCUUCCGACGAGUGUCUCUCAAUCGUCGACCUCGUCGUCAGAGCUGAAGCCUCCCACGCCCCAACGUCAGGGCAGCGUCUCGUAUUUUUCACGAUUUGCGCCAUCACGUGCCAACAGCACGACCAGCAAUGGCGAUGUCUAUGCCUCGCCCUCUCAAAUCAGCGAUAUCGAUCAGACAGCUGGCGAGCCUAACGUGUAUGUGAACAAGGACUGGAAGGAGGGUCUCAUGGUACGCGAGAGAAUAUCCACCCGAGGCGUGAUUCGCCCUCUGGAGCCUGAAUCCGAACUCGCCGCGUUUACUGUGUCGCCCGAAAACAUUGGUGUGAUUUCCGAGCUGGCGAUACGGAGGUAUAUCGACGGCACACAGAAAUGGGAUCGCAAGUUUUCUGGGGCACGGAAGACGGUGGAGAAGCACCGACAUCGUAAUCUCGAGCGGGCUAGGAAGGACACGGUGAAGAAUAUGGGCCUGCUGCACAGCUUCAUUGGACGGGAGGCGGAGAGUGAGGGCGGGAACAGUGUCAGAGACGGCUUGCUUGCGAUGUCGGGAAGUUGGAGCUGGGCGUGGGCAUUGGAUGCAUACGAGAAUCCACCACCGAGCAGUAUUGUCUCGCGCCGCGACACUCAAGAGGCGCUCAGACUGGCUCGGAUUGCGGACCAGCCCAUGUUUCAGACGGAGGAGCACUCAAUGUCAGGGAAUAACCUGUGGUCAGUUAUGGUCAACUUCCUCACUGUCAUGCCCGACAAGGACAAGCGCGAGAAGAAGCAUGGGGACAGCCCGGAGAAGCCACCGAUACCCAAGAGGAAGUCUACCUUCCGCAAUAUCUUCCCGCCAAAGGAGAAGGAAGAAUUGCAGGCGGCAUGA
Mycena indigotica is the source of this 2667-nucleotide messenger RNA. RefSeq names its product Abhydrolase-3 domain-containing protein. Gene Ontology annotation, molecular function: hydrolase activity. The record is from RefSeq and is a predicted model, not a curated record. Lineage: Eukaryota; Fungi; Basidiomycota; Agaricomycetes; Agaricales; Mycenaceae. The transcript is spliced from 9 exons. The coding region runs from base 1 to 2667 and encodes 888 amino acids.